AUUAAUGAGGGGAUCAUUCGAAUGGUUUCGUUGAUGCUUGUGUCAAGUUUAUUAACAUAGGCUCACUUAACCAUGAGGAUGAUUGAGAGUAGGCUAGAAGAAUCCAGACACAAACUCAUGGAGACCAGCAACAAUAUAGAGAAAGCUGCUGCGUUUUGUUCGGAAAAAUACUUGGUAGUUGUUUCACUGCUGAUAACGUAUGAUAGGUUAACCCCGAAAGCAACACACUUGAUGAAAGUUUAGAGUUAGCAACGCAAUCUGUAUGCGCGGUAGCUCACGAGGUUAAUCGUUUCGCCAGUCAAUUUCUUGAAGCACUAGAGUACCAGUCGUAUCAAACUACUGAUUUGUCAGACAAAAUUUCCAAGCUGAAAAUGGUAUGCAAUAUUUACUUAGAGAAGGUGGCGCGCAAGGCUGUUGGGUCGUGCACAGUGUCGAGGGUUCCGAUUGUCUAUCAACAUGAGGCAGUGCUUCCUGAACCUCCACAAAAGUAUAUAAGACAACCAAUCAAUUUUUCAAUCUUGGACAACGUUGGUCAUGGAAUACCCGCACAAGAUCCGGUUUCUAAUUAUUAUGGACAGUCAUUCAUUCAAGCUGCAACCCUUACACGACGAGGUAGUUCUUCAGUUAGUGGUCAACUUCCUGGACGACAGCAUAGUACGGUUGCCUGCCGCACAGUGAACUCAAAACCGUGUCUAGAGUACGCAGCACCCACAAAUAAUUUGAGACCGCAGGUUAGUACAGUUGGAAGGGCAACUGUUAUUUGCCGUGGUGGUGUGCUGCCACCUCAACAAUUCUUAAAUGCAUGUGGUUCUUUAGCGAUGCAACAUAUACCCGGUGCAAUCAAUUCGUCUGUUGGUAGCAUAUCAUCAAAUUAUGCUUCAAGUGCAGCUUUUUGUAUGAAUAAUCGUACUGUUAACCCUGAUAUUCUGUGUACGGCUAUGAGUAUUGCCCGGUCACGUAAAUCAAGUGGAUCUUCUGGUACAGGUUCAAAUGCUCCACAGUAUCACCAUGGUCAUUGUACGCCUGGUCAAGCCUAUAUCCAGUCCUCCAACAAUGAACAACUAAUGCAUACUUCACAUGUAACAUAUAAUAAGCCUACUGUCCAACCUCAGUAUAUGGCUUCACAAAUUUCUCAUGCUGUUGUUGGUGGGGCAUCGCAAUCUGCACACAACAAUAAGGAGGAACGUCAAUUACUCUCUGAUAGAAAUGAAGUAGUUGUAACCGGUCAAACACACCUGCUUCAAAGUCAACAACAGAAUAAGCGAAUAACUUCAGUACUAGCAACUGACUCCUCAGAAAUUCUCCACUCUCAGCAAUUACUGACCGAACAGCUACCACAAUACCAACAGAAUGUUCGGGACUCAGUGAUUUACCAAAAACAGUCAACAUUGGAAAUGGACAAAAAUAUAAAUAAGAUGGGUCAGUUAAAUAUUUCCAGUCAAGCAACUCCAAGCACGCAGUCGCAACACCAAACUUUAAAUGACAAAACAGCCGGUGAACCUGAUGAACACUUGACAAUACCACCUCCUGGCGCAUUUCGUUAUGAUAAUGAACGAGAACCUCAAGGUAAUCAAAUCAAAGGUCAAGAAGUAAAUUUUGGAGAUCCACUGGCUAUGCAGAAUAGUAGAUUAAUACCGAGACAGCCUACUGAUCCCGUAUGGGCACCUGAUUUCUAUAUUGAGAAAGUCAUAACAAUGUACGAGUACGUACGUGAUAAAGAUGAUGAGCUAACAUUUGUGGAGAACCAAAUAAUAUACGUUAUUAAGAAGAAUGAUGACGGUUGGUGGGAAGGAAUUAUGAAUGGCAAAACUGGGUUAUUCCCAGGAAAUUACGUGGAACCUUUCGAUACGGAAUGAUUAACCCUGAUAACGAAGACAACUUUGGUCAAGUAAACAAGCGCUUAUCUGUUUAAUUUAAUACAAAUACUUUUUAAUUUUUAAUGGUUAAUUUAUCCAACAAAUUAUAAUCAUCGUCAUCAU
Molecule: messenger RNA, 1979 nt
Organism: Schistosoma bovis
Lineage: Eukaryota; Metazoa; Platyhelminthes; Trematoda; Strigeidida; Schistosomatidae
Source: the annotation of a GenBank genome assembly